CAAAAUCCCUAGAAAAAACCCUUCUCCCCCUUCUCUCUCUCCUCUCAAACCCAAAACAAAUUCUCCAUUCUCUCUCUCUCUCUCUCUCUCUCUCUCUCUCUCUCUCUCUCUCGCUCUUCCUUCAGAUCUCUUGCUCAAACCUUAAACAGCAUUACUUCAAAGAACCCAUUUUCUUGCAAAAUCUUGGCUAAGAAACAAAGAAAAUCCAAGAAAAGCACAAUAUAUAAAGUGGCAUUUUGUAAGUCAGAUGUCUCAUGUGAGAUGAAGAAGAAGACUUACUCCUCUCUUCUUCUUCUUUGCUUUCUCGGCACAAUUGUGUGCCUUUGUUCUGCAGACCAGGUCCCAAGUAGUUUCUCCUUCAAUGGCCGCCUUAGUGAUGCAGAAGCCAUGUACAUCAAGAAGCGCCAGCUUCUUUACUACAGAGAUGAAUAUGGCGACAGAGGAGAGAAGGUCACAGUUGACCCUUCUCUUGUUUUCGAAAAUCCCAGGCUUAAAAAUGCUUACAUAGCAUUACAAGCUUGGAAACAAGCUAUUCUUUCUGAUCCUCAGAAUCUCACUUCUGAUUGGGUCGGACCCAAUGUCUGCGACUACACUGGAGUUUUCUGUGCUCCAGCUCCUGAUAACAAAACUAUUCGAACCGUCGCCGGCAUUGACCUCAACCACGGUGACAUAGCCGGUUACUUACCGGAAGAGCUCGGGUUGCUAGUAGAUCUUGCAUUGUUUCACAUAAAUUCAAACAGAUUUUGUGGAACUGUUCCUCACAAGUUUAAAGAAAUGACAUUACUGUUUGAGUUGGAUCUGAGCAACAACCGGUUCGCUGGGAAAUUUCCUCAGGUGGUUCUUAAGCUACCAAAGCUUAAAUUCUUGGAUCUGAGAUUCAACGAAUUUGAAGGGACUGUACCGAAAGAACUGUUUGAUAAAGAUUUAGAUGCAAUCUUUAUCAACCACAACAGGUUCGUCUUUGAUAUUCCAGAUAAUUUUGGUAAUUCUCCGGUUUCAGUUAUCGUUUUGGCUAAUAACAGAUUCCAUGGGUGUGUUCCUUCAAGUUUGGGUAAUAUGUCUAAUCUGAACGAAAUUAUUCUCAUGAACAAUAACUUGAAGUCUUGUUUGCCGCCGGAGAUUGGUAUGCUGAAGAAUUUGACUGUUUUUGAUGUGAGCUUUAAUCAGUUGUUGGGUCCUUUGCCGGAUUCCUUUGGAGGUUUGGUUAGUCUUGAGCAGCUCAAUGUAGCUCACAACUUGUUGAGUGGGAAUAUUCCGGCGAGCAUUUGUCAGUUACCGAAUUUGGAGAACUUUACAUUUUCUUAUAAUUUCUUCACCGGAGAGCCUCCGGCUUGUUUGAGUCUUCAGGGAUUUGAAGAUAGAAGGAACUGUUUGCCGGGUAGGCCAGUACAGAGAUCUACGGCGCAAUGUCAGGCGUUUUUGUCCAAGCCUGUGAACUGUAACUCGUUUAGAUGUAAGCCUUUUGUUCCUUCUUUGCCACCUCCUCCUCCGCCUUCACCACCAGUUUAUAUUCCACAAUCACCACCACCACCUGUUUACUCUCCACCUCCACCACCUGUUUACUCUCCGCCUCCACCACCGCCUUCACCUCCACCACCAGUAUAUUCACCACCUCCUCCGCCUUCACCUCCCCCGCCUGUUUAUUCUCCACCUCCGCCUCCACCUUCACCACCACCGCCAGUGUACUCACCUCCUCCACCACCUCCUUCUCCCCCGCCACCUUCACCACCACCACCUCCUCCACCAGUUUACUCUCCACCACCACCCCCACCUUCUCCACCUCCACCUUCACCUCCUCCACCAUCGCCUCCUCCUCCAUCUCCACCACCGCCCUCACCAUUGCCUCCCUGUGUCCGUCUCCCACCACCUCCACCACCAAAUUCUCCACCGCCUCCACCACCAAAUUCUCCACCACCUCCAAUAUUUUCUCCACCACCGCCAACUCCUUACUAUUACAGCUCUCCACCGCCACCCUCACCACCACAUUCGCCACCCCCACCUCCACAUUCACCUCCACCCCCACAUUCACCCCCACCGCCACAUUCACCUCCCCCACCUAUCUAUCCAUACUUAUCACCACCGCCACCUCCACCUGUCCAUUCUCCACCUCCUCCGGUCCAUUCACCACCACCACCAUCUCCACCCCCUUGUAUAGAGCCACCACCACCUCCGCCGCCACCAUGUGUAGAGUAUUCACCACCGCCACCUUCACCAUCACCACCACCACCACCACCACCAAUUGUUUACAAGCCACCGCCACCUCCACCGCCGGUAGUCUAUGCAUCUCCACCUCCUCCACCAGUUUACCCUUCUCCUCCACCUCCAACUCCAGUGUACGAGGGGCCAUUGCCACCAAUUACUGGGGUCUCAUACGCAUCACCUCCUCCUCCGCCCUACUAUUGAUUCUUUUGAGAAUUUUCUCCUCUAACCUUUCAUCAAAUUCAUCAACUAGCAAACCCAAAAACAAGUUUUACAAAUUUCUAAUGAGGGCUUCUUUUCUCUUUGGGCAAUUCUCGUCGCUCUUAGAGAAAGGAAUAACAAGAAGAUUUGGGAAAGGGUCUGUGCUGUUUUUACUAUUCAUUGUCCGCCAGCAAAAGGAGUUUCUCUAGAUGGCCAUUAUCAGCAUUGUUGAUUAAGGAAAGAAAAGCAGAGAACAAAGACAGAGAGGUAAGAGGAGAAAUUCUCCAUAUUUAUUCGAAAUUGUUAUGGGAUAUUUGAGUCUGAAAAUAAAAAAUGGCAGAGAAAGUAGAUUUGCAGACAGAAAGUUGUAUGUAUAGUGAUGGAAUGGAGACCAUAAUCAGGGCUAUUGCUGCUGCUGGUUUCGGCCUUUUUAUUGUUAUUACCUCUUCUUUUAUAUCAUACAUUUGUUUCUUUUGCUUCUUUCUUUUUUCAAUUAUUUUUCAGUUUUAUAGUAUAAUCAUGAACAUUUUACAUGUAUUGAUUUGCAGAAUUCAGUCCCAUUUUCUUUCUUCUUCUGUGUUCGUUAAUUUUUUUCCCCUUUGUGAUGUCAAUGGAGGACUGCGCAGUUGUAUUUUGGUUAGUUUGUUUGAUCAUGUUCUUCAUUUUAGAUCUAUUAUUAAUAAAAUCCUCCAAAGUAUAUAUAUAUAU
Jatropha curcas is the source of this 3108-nucleotide messenger RNA. It is a transcript of the gene LRX3, whose product is annotated as Leucine-rich repeat (LRR) family protein. Lineage: Eukaryota; Viridiplantae; Streptophyta; Magnoliopsida; Malpighiales; Euphorbiaceae. Gene Ontology annotation, molecular function: protein binding. The record is from RefSeq and is a predicted model, not a curated record.